Carica papaya (papaya) is the source of this 2743-nucleotide messenger RNA. The record is from RefSeq and is a predicted model, not a curated record. NCBI's taxonomy places the organism in Eukaryota, Viridiplantae, Streptophyta, Magnoliopsida, Brassicales, Caricaceae.
UCUUCUCACAAUACGGCAAUUUUGAGCAGUUCGAGAUCCAAUCUUUACACCCCUGACAAUCGCUAUAAUCCGUUUUCUAUCCUCGCUACUCUCGCCUGUAGUUUACACACACACACACACACACACGUAUAUAUAUAUAUAUAUCGAAGUAAUAUUUAUAUCCGUAUCAGAUAGUAGGGCGUUCUUAGUGUUUAUGUCGUUAUACCGUUUAUCUUCUUCUUCUUCAUCUCGCGCGUAAUAAAAAUGGGGGCCAUGUCGUUGACUUCAAGUCUCGUCUUGAGCUUUUCAUCUGAUAACUCUCGUCUCUUUCCAUGUGUAUUCUCUCGCUCUAAAUUUAACGCCUCGCGAAUCUUCACCAUGAAAUGUGGAGGGCCGAGGAUUCGAAUUUCUUCCAACCGUGGAUUUCGAGUUUAUGGCGAACAGAAAAUUGAGGAAAAGCAGGUAAGGAAGUGUUCGCCACUCUUAGAAAGGUUAUCACUGUCAAGUAAUGGUGCUUUAGCCUCUGAAGACUUGAAAGCAAUUCCCGACAUUUGGAGGUAUUCAGCAGACAAGUAUGGUGAUCGGGUGGCGUUGGUCGAUCCGUACCAUGAUCCACCUUCACGUAUGACUUAUAAAGAGUUGGAGCAGGAAAUCUUGAACUUCGCUGAAGGUUUGAGAGUUGUUGGACUUAAGCCAGAUGAGAAGAUUGCACUCUUUGCUGACAAUUCCUGUCGGUGGCUUGUUGCAGAUCAAGGUACCUGUACGAUGGCGACUGGAGCAGUUAAUGUGGUGAGGGGAUCAGGAUCAGCUGUUGAGGAGUAUUGUCAUUACUACAGUGUUGCGUUAGCUGUGGACAAUCCUGAAUUUUUCAACCGGAUUGCAGAAACAUUCUAUUCCAACUCAGAUAUGAGAUUUGUGAUUCUGCUUUGGGGAGAGAAGUCAUUAUUGGCUAGUGAUGGAAAAGGGAUCCCUGUUUUUAGCUACAAAGAGAUAAUUGAUUUAGGACGAGAGAGCCGUAGGGCUUUAUUGGAGUUUCAUAAUGUUGGGAAACACUGUGUGUAUGAAACCAUCAGCUCUGAUGAUAUUGCUACACUUGUCUAUACUAGUGGAACAACUGGCAAUCCAAAAGGUGUUAUGCUUACGCAUAAGAAUCUAUUACACCAGGUAAGGAAUUUGCAUGAAUAUGUACCUGCUGUAGCUGGGGAUAGAUUUCUUAGCAUGCUUCCAUCUUGGCAUGCAUAUGAACGAGCUUGCGAAUAUUUCAUAUUUACGCAUGGAAUUGAGCAAGUCUACACAACUGUGAGAUAUUUGAAGGAUGAUCUGCGGCAUUAUCAACCUCAUUACAUGAUAUCUGUUCCUUUAGUAUAUGAGACACUCUACAGUGGGAUUCAGAGACAAAUUUCUACAAGUUCCGCUGCUCGCAGAUUUGUGGCACUUACGCUGAUAGGAGUCAGCUUAACAUACAUGGAGUUCAAGAGAAUUUAUGAGGGUUUUUAUUUGACGAGGAAUCAGAAGCAACCGUCGUAUCUUGUUUCCGUGGUGGAUUGGUUAUGGACAAGAUUGAUUACAGCGAUAUUGUGGCCCAUACAUAUGUUAGCCAAGACACUUGUCUACAGCAAAAUUCAUUCUGCAAUUGGGAUAUCAAAGGCUGGCAUAAGUGGAGGUGGUAGCUUGCCGUUGCAUGUUGACAAGUUCUUUGAGGCAAUUGGUGUGACAGUGCAGAAUGGGUAUGGCUUAACAGAGACUUCCCCUGUUCUUGCUGCCCGACGGCUGAAUUGCAAUCAUCACAUGUUACUGAGAGCAAUCAUGAAACAUCCGAUUACAAAAUUUCCAGGUUUAGUUAGAGAAUAUUUUCAUAUGCACUGGUCACUGAUGUCUCUUCGAGUCAUGACUUCUGCCUGCUAUAAUUAUAUGUUUAUCUGUGAGCACGUGUGUUGUAUGUGUAUAUUUGUAUCAAAUUGGUUAUUAUCAAGUUAUGGAUUUGUGUUAGUGCUUCAUCAGAAUCUAUCGGCAACAAAGCAAGUUUUAGGUGAGGAUGGUUGGUUCAAUACUGGUGAUAUUGGUUGGAUUGCUCCUCAUCAUUCAACAGGGCGAAGUCGUCGCUGUGGAGGUCUUAUUGUUCUUGAAGGUCGUGCAAAGGACACAAUUGUACUCUCAACUGGUGAAAAUGUUGAACCAUUAGAGCUUGAAGAAGCUGCAAUGAGAAGUUCUUUGAUUCAACAGAUUGUUGUUAUUGGCCAGGAUCAACGACGCUUGGGAGCUAUCAUUGUUCCAAACACGGAAGAGGCAUUGGUGGCAGCAAAAAGGUUAUCAAUUGUGGAUGCUGAAUCUUCUGAAGUAAGCAAAGAAACACUUACCAACCUGCUCUAUGAGGAGCUGAGGAAAUGGACAUCGGAAUGUACAUUUCAGAUUGGACCUAUCCUUAUUGUGGAUGAAACUUUUACGAUUGAUAGCGGCUUAAUGACACCAACCAUGAAAAUCCGAAGGGAUAAAGUGGCAGAAAAAUACAAAGAGGAAAUAGCAAGAAUGUACAAGUAAAAUUUCCCCAUGAAGUGGGAUUUUACCAUCUAUUGUAUAGUCUAAUAGUGCAUAAAGAUAUUGUGUUACAACCACAGCCAGGGCUCCCGGGUAGUAUUAUGUAAAAUUCAUGGAGGGAAUAUAGUCAAAAUGUAAUACAACUCAGGCUCAUCAUGUUGUCUUGUGACUAGUCCCCUAAAAUUGGUUGAAGCAAAGAAAUGAGAUGCCCCCAUACUGUUUCCUGCUC